Molecule: messenger RNA, 1383 nt
Organism: Sordaria macrospora k-hell
Lineage: Eukaryota; Fungi; Ascomycota; Sordariomycetes; Sordariales; Sordariaceae
Biological process (GO): proteasome-mediated ubiquitin-dependent protein catabolic process
Cellular component (GO): proteasome regulatory particle, base subcomplex
Molecular function (GO): ATP binding; proteasome-activating activity; ATP hydrolysis activity
Source: RefSeq, a predicted model, not a curated record
AUGUCGACCCUUGAGGAACUCGACGACCUUGAUCGCCGCGAGCGCGAGGACAAGAAGAAGGAUCAGGACAAGGACAAGAACAACAAGAAGGAGGGAGAUGGCGAUGCCGAGAUGAAGGAUGCCGAGCCCGAGGCCGACGACAUCCUAGAUGAGGAGAUCCUGAGUUUGAGCACAGAGGACAUCUUGAUGCGGAAGCGCCUCCUCGAGAACGAUGCCAGGAUCAUGAAGAGCGAAUACCAGCGGUUAUCACACGAGAGGGCUACCAUGAAGGACAAGAUUAAGGAGAACCAGGAAAAGAUCGCUAACAACCGACAACUCCCGUAUCUCGUAGGAAACGUCGUCGAACUUUUGGACCUCGACCCGACCGCUGAGUCCUUGGAAGAGGGCGCCAACAUCGACUUGGACGCCACGCGCGUGGGCAAAUCGGCAGUCAUCAAGACCUCAACCAGACAGACCAUUUUCCUCCCGCUGAUCGGUUUGGUCGACCCCGAGAAGUUGAAGCCCGGCGAUCUCAUCGGUGUUAACAAGGAUUCAUACCUCAUUCUGGAUACGCUGCCCGCCGAGUACGACAGCAGAGUCAAGGCCAUGGAGGUUGACGAGAAGCCUCAGGAGAAGUACACAGAUGUCGGUGGUCUCGACAAGCAGAUCGACGAACUUGUCGAGGCUAUCGUAUGGCCCAUGAAGGAGGCUGAACGGUUUAAGAAGAUUGGUAUCAAGGCGCCAAAGGGAGCUUUGAUGUACGGACCUCCCGGAACGGGCAAGACUCUGCUCGCCAGAGCCUGCGCCGCUCAGACAGAUGCCACAUUCCUCAAGCUUGCUGGUCCCCAGCUAGUGCAAAUGUUCAUCGGUGACGGUGCCAAGCUCGUAAGAGACUGCUUCGCCCUAGCGAAGGAGAAGGCCCCCUCAAUUAUCUUCAUCGACGAGUUGGAUGCCGUCGGCACCAAGCGUUUCGACAGCGAGAAGUCCGGUGAUCGUGAAGUCCAGCGAACCAUGUUGGAGCUCCUCAACCAGCUCGACGGUUUCGCUUCUGAUGAUCGUAUCAAGGUCCUUGCCGCGACGAACCGUAUCGAUGUUCUCGACCCCGCUCUGCUUCGUUCCGGCCGUCUCGAUCGCAAGAUCGAGUUCCCUCUUCCGAACGAGGAGGCACGCGCACAGAUUCUCAAGAUUCACUCCAGGAAGAUGAAGGUCAACCCCGGCGUUAACUGGGGCGAGUUGGCGCGCAGCACGGAUGAGUUCGGCGGUGCCAUGCUCAAGGCCGUGUGUGUCGAGGCUGGCAUGAUUGCCCUCCGUAUGGGCAAGAACCAGAUCGGACACGAACACUAUGUUGACGCUAUCUCCGAGGUGCAGGCCAAGAAGAAGGAUACCGUCAACUUCUAUGCUUAA